Molecule: messenger RNA, 2534 nt
Organism: Sander lucioperca (pikeperch)
Lineage: Eukaryota; Metazoa; Chordata; Actinopteri; Perciformes; Percidae
Product: TANK-binding kinase 1-binding protein 1-like
Exons: 13
Coding region: 112-2010 (632 amino acids)
Biological process (GO): canonical NF-kappaB signal transduction
Cellular component (GO): cytoplasm
Source: RefSeq, a predicted model, not a curated record
CACACACACACACACACACAGAGCUGAUGUCAGACUCGAGUCAUGUCGACCCUCCUCAGCACCAUGCAUCAGCACCGUCAUCUUGAUGGCUUUUCUACAGAGAUCUAACUGAUGAUGGAUCUAUUCCGCAGAGGAGAGCUGGGGCUGCUGGGAGGAGAGGGGCUGAGAGAUGAUGUGGGUGUUCCUGGGAUCAGCUGGUCGGCUGAUCGGCUGCCAGAGGACAUGUAUCCAGCGUCAGGAUUGGCCCUGGCCGCUGCCUAUCAUGACAUCAAGACCCGGCUGGCGAGUCUGGAGAGGGAGAACAGCAGCAUCAAGAGGAAACUUAAACACUACGAGGUCAAGUUUCCUAUGAUCAGUGAGUUUGGAGAGGAAAGGAUACUGUGCUGUUCCUGUGAGCCCAUCAUCAAGGAUACCAGUGUAAUCCAAUCAGAGACCACCAACCUACAACAGAGGAUCAACUCACUCACUCAGGAGCUCCAGAAGAGUAAGGAAAGAGAGGAGAGGUUGGAGGAAGUCAUCCAGGCUUAUGAGAAGAUUCACUUGGAGAAAAACAAUGUCCAGAGAGACCUAGACAAGAUGACGACUCUGGCAGAGCAGCAUGUGGAGCAGAUAUGCAGUCUGGAGUCAGCUGUCAGACAGAGAGAAACUUCCCUUCAGAAACUCAGUGCUCAACUCCGCAGCAAAGACGCACAUCAUUCUCAACUCCACGCCAGCCUGAAUGUACCCAGAGAGGGCCGCGGUCCGACACUGCAGAGCUCCCAUAGUCUGGACGCCCUGUCCGACCUGAAGCUGCAGCGCCUGGAGGCUGAGCUGGAGGGGGCAAGGCACCAGGCCGAGGGAGCCUGUCAGAGGGAGAAGGAGCUGAGGGUCGAGUUUCAAAGGCUGCAGCAGGAGGUAGCCCAGCUACAGGAAGCACAGAGACAGCCACGGGACCUGUCCACACACUGUGAGCACUGUGACGUAGAGUGGAUAAAGAAAGCUGGGGAUGAACAGGUGAACCUAGCAUUAGCCUACACAGAGCUAACAGAGGAGUUGGGUCGUGUUCGCAAUCUGGCUGUGAAACAGAGUGACCUCCUACGACUUGUCUCACAGGAGCCUGUAUCUCGUCUUACCGCUACUCCUCAGCAUCUCUCCCCAACCUCCUCCCAGCGCCCCUCCCUUUCCCCUGACCGGCUCCUCCCCACCCCCUCUCCUCCUCUGUCCCCAAGCGACGGCCCCGCCUCCUACUCCCAUCAGCCAACCUGCAGCCGUCUACGGGCAAAGUUCCAGGGUCGCCGUAGUUACUCGGAGGUAUCUGACCCGUCAGGUAUCCACAGACCCCGAGCUCGGCUGAUGAGAGAUCCAGUAUCCACCCUCCCCAAACCUAGGCCCCUCCUGGGGGAGAUGCAGGGUUAUGGCCAAACCAAAUCUCAGCUACGUACCUCCUUGGUUGGCCUGGUCAGACCGGCCUCGGCUCACGGAGCUGGAGCGGAGAGAGGAGGAGGUGGGGGAGGAGAGAGGUGUGGUGGUAGCAGUCUGAGCAGCAGUCCACGUCACUGUGCUCUGGACCUGGGCUUCCCUCUGGCUGCUGAGGUACAUCACUUCUGUCGCCUUGAUGACCCGCCUGAGCCCACCCCACUGGUGACACCACCACAGUCCUCUGAUGAUGAAGAGGAUGUAUGUAUGUAUCUAUCGCCGGCUGCCAGCCCGCCUCGGACACUUGGCGCAAUUGGGAUUAGCCCAUCAUCGCCCAGGGAGCAGCCCCUACACCCCUCAUUCCCAUCUCCUAGGAAACAGCCCCGCCAUCCCUCCUUCUCGUCCCCUGAGGGCCCUGCCACCCUGUCCUGCCAUCUGCCUCCCUACACUAACACUGAACAUGCUCAGUCAUGGCCCUCCAUUAACUUAUGGAUGGAGUCAGAAGAGAGUGCUGUUCGUAGCUGUCCUCUGUGUCAGCUGACCUUCCCAACUGGUUACCCUGACGAUGCCCUCAUCAAACACAUCGACUCCCAUUUGGAAAACAGCAAGAUCUGACUUUUUUUAUCAAGUAUUUUACAUCCAUGUCACCAAAGAUGGACACCAGACCCAUCUUGAUGGUUUUCUAUUUAGGUUUUAACCAGGUAUGGUUUGAUGAGCCUGCAUGCUUCUUUCUAUGGAACUUGCCUAACAUCUCUUACAAAGCUCCAUUUCAACAAUUCUGUAUCAAAUGGUGUUUUCUUUCUUUCACAACCAAACUCUUAAUUUGCACAUAGACCUGAUUGCUAAAGAAAUAGCAGAUGUAGAAAGACAACAGUACUGUAUCUCUCAAUACAGAGACAGGAGCUGCUGAAGCUCCAUUGUUAACGUCACAUAUGCUGGUCUGAGAGUAGCCCUGGAUGCAGAAGACGUGCUGGAAACAUCUGCCAGAUGCAAUGUCAGGAGCACCUGUUGUUUACAUGUCCCAACAUGCAACAAACCACCUGGAUGUCACCGCUUUCAUGUUAGUUUGUAGAGGAUCAAAAUGACUAUUUUCAAAAGAUUUCUGGAAUAAAGUAUUGUGAGCUAAAAUGAUUCAAAGG